Messenger RNA from Linum tenue, 339 nucleotides. The record is from the annotation of a GenBank genome assembly. NCBI's taxonomy places the organism in Eukaryota, Viridiplantae, Streptophyta, Magnoliopsida, Malpighiales, Linaceae.
UACUUUUUGUUGUUGUUGGGGUCCACUUUGUUUGUGGACAAGCGCAGAGACAGGGUUCGACCGGUGGUGAACCUAUUUUUGGAGGAGCUGGAGGAGGUAUUUGAGUACAGUUGGGCAUCAGGUACACUUGCUUGGUUGUAUAGACAGCUUGGUCAGGCGUCUCGAGCUGGUACUAGGGGGUGGCUGGUUGUCUCGCACUUCUGCAGUGUUGGAUCUACGAGUACUUUCCGAGUUUCAGGCCAUCUCACUUUGAGCCAGCCGUCGUUGGACCUGAUGAGGCUUGGGUUGCAUGAUGGUUUGGGCAUCCAGCACCUGAUUCUGUGGCUGAUCCUAGUGUGA